Molecule: messenger RNA, 964 nt
Organism: Puccinia graminis f. sp. tritici CRL 75-36-700-3
Lineage: Eukaryota; Fungi; Basidiomycota; Pucciniomycetes; Pucciniales; Pucciniaceae
Exons: 4
Biological process (GO): glucosylceramide biosynthetic process
Cellular component (GO): membrane
Molecular function (GO): ceramide glucosyltransferase activity
Source: RefSeq, a predicted model, not a curated record
UGUAUUUCUCUUCGUAUGUAUUCGCAGGAUGACGAUUGCUGAAGAUGAGGAUGAUUGAGGAGCUGAUUGGGGUACAUGGUUCAUGAAUGCUUGAAUAUCUGAAGUGGAGUGCUUGCUUGCUCGGCUGUGUUAGUGUAGUCCCGCUCUCCUCCCUCCACCACCGGCGACUCCCACACCCAAGCCUCCACCUCCCAACAACAACCAACACCAACAACCCAGACAACAGCAGGGCGAUGCUCAGCUUCCUCGACUUACUAGCUUGGAUUUCGUUGGCAUGGUACGCCAUCAUGGUACUCAUGGCCGUCUCGGGCUCAGUCAUCGCCUUCCGCAAGUACCGACAGCCACCCCCACCGCCGCCGUUCCCGAUCUCCUCCUCACCACUAUCACAAGUCGCGCCCAACUCGAACCCGAUCCGGCCGAACUCGAAAACCCAAAACCUGCUCAUCCCAUCCGUCUCGAUCCUCCGUCCACUCUGCGGAUUAGAUUACGGACUCCGCGAGAACCUCGAAAGCGCUUUCCUCCAACAAUGGCCCCUCGAUCGCUUCGAGAUCAUCUUCUGUGUCGCUCACCCCGAUGACCCUGCUCGCAAAGUCGCUCAAGAACUUAUCUCUAAAUAUCCCGCAGUACGUGCUCGGCUGUUGAUCGGGGAAGAACGAGUUGGUGUGAACCCAAAGAUCAAUAAUUUGAUGGAGGCCUACAGAACGGCGGAAGCUGAUCUACUAUGGAUCCUCGAUUCGAAUGCACGGGUGCAUCCGACAACGCUCGCCCGGGCAGUUUCAGUGCUAUGUCCGCCAAGUGGACCGACGCGAAGCCGUGGUCGGACCCGGAUCGGCCUGGUACAUCAUGUGCCAGCAGCAAUCCUCCCCAAGCCAGGAGGGAAACAGAACGCUCAAAGAGGUCUGGGAUGUCUACUCGAAGGCUGCUUCUUGAACGGGAACCAUGCCCGACAGUACCUCAGCUUGAA